AUGCGCGGCAACCCAUUCCUCACCAGCGGUCCAGCCGCAGCCAGCUCAAUGGAAGACCUGAGCAUUGAAGACGGAUCGUGGACCAAAGAAGAAGAGCCAAAGAAAGACAAAUUCAUCGUCGAGUCGGAACUUCUAAUCCCAGGCAAAGGCGACCCCAUCACGAAUGGCUCAAUCGUAGUGGAAGGCAACAAGAUUACCAAAGUCGGCCACUCCAGCUCAAUCGCCACAGAGUACUCCCACCUCCCAAAGUACAAUGUCAAAGUACUCAUGCCUGGGAUGUGGGACUGCCACGUCCACUUCAUAGCCGUGCAAGCGGUGGCUUGGGAUGCCAUACUACAGAGUCAACAGAAACAAGCCUUGACUGGCGCAAGGUGUGCUCCUGAUUUGAUGCGCCUGCUGGAUGCUGGGUUUACCAGCGUGCGGGAGAUGGCGGGCUGUGGUAUACAGCUUGACGAGGCAGUAGAAGAAGGCAGUCUAGUUGGUCCGAAGAUCUAUAGCUCGAACAGCAUAAUCAGUCCCACAGGUGGCCAUGCAGAUUUGCAUCCGCUCCCCAAACCCUGGUUCGACGACCUCUGCGCUCACGGCUCACCGUUCCAAACGGCAGACGGCGUACCAGAGUGUCUCAAGAUUGUGCGCAUGCAACUCCGCGCUGGCGCCAAAGUGAUCAAGAUCUGCGGGUCCGGAGGCGUGGGCUCAGAGCUCGAUAAUCCAGUAGAUCAGCAAUUCUCCUCGGAAGAGAUGGAAGCGAUGGUCCAAGAGGCCGCUCGUGCCCAGAGGAUUAUUGGCGCUCACUGUCAUGGCAAAGCAGGCAUCAUGGCAGCCUUACACGCCGGGGUCAAGACGAUCGAGCACGGCAGCUAUCUCGACGAUGAAGCUGCCGAUCUCAUGAUUGAGAAGAAUGCCAUCCUAGUCACCACUCGCUUGAUCGUGGAGAACGGGUUGAAGUCCAACAAAGACUUCUUCUCCUCAAGAGGGUACGCGAAGCUGCGGGAGAUAGCAGCACAUCAGUUCAACGCAAUGCAAACGGCCAUCCGCAAAGGCGUCACUUGUGCCAUCGGCACAGACUCGACUGGUACACUCCCGCCAGGAAAUCCUUUGAGCAAGCUUGUCCGCCAGGGGCUAAAUGCGAUGGAGCUAUACUAUCAUGUCAAGGCUGGGAUGACACCACUGCAAGCUAUCGAAGCUGCGACGGCUAAUGGGCCAUUGACGUUGGGGCCGCAAGCACCAAAGGCGGGACAGCUGAAGGAAGGAUAUGAUGCGGAUUUUAUUGGCGUGGAUGCCAAUCCACUCGAAGAUAUCAAGAUACUAAUUGGACCUGAUCAUGUCAGUCACGUGUGGAAGCAGGGCAUAUGUUACAAAAGUCCCGGGAAACCGAUUAGCUUUAUUUGA
Recurvomyces mirabilis is the source of this 1389-nucleotide messenger RNA. RefSeq lists its product as uncharacterized. The coding region runs from base 1 to 1389 and encodes 462 amino acids. The record is from RefSeq and is a predicted model, not a curated record. The transcript has 3 exons. Gene Ontology annotation, molecular function: hydrolase activity, acting on carbon-nitrogen (but not peptide) bonds. NCBI's taxonomy places the organism in Eukaryota, Fungi, Ascomycota, Dothideomycetes, Mycosphaerellales, Teratosphaeriaceae.